This is a messenger RNA of Fragaria vesca subsp. vesca, 1710 nucleotides long. Its product is annotated as progestin and adipoQ receptor family member 4-like. NCBI's taxonomy places the organism in Eukaryota, Viridiplantae, Streptophyta, Magnoliopsida, Rosales, Rosaceae. Gene Ontology annotation, cellular component: membrane. The coding region runs from base 215 to 1414 and encodes 399 amino acids. Gene Ontology annotation, molecular function: signaling receptor activity. The transcript has 4 exons. The record is from RefSeq and is a predicted model, not a curated record.
GCCCCACGGCACACAUCGCUUUUAUUUGCAUUAAUCUCCUGCUCUCUCCCCGCAACACGUUUCUCCGGAAAUUUUCUUUCCCACAGAAAAAAAAAAAAAAAAAAAAUCUUGCCUUUUACUUUCACGGCCAUUGUUUCCAUCGACGUUUUAAGCUUUUUAGCUUCCUUUACUUUGGGAGGUAGAAAGAGAUCAAAAUUUCUUCUGGGUUUUGAUCAUGGGUGGUGCCUCUCCAAUCUCUGAGAUGAUAGAUGGUUGCACUUCCGAUACUGACUUUGACAAGGAAGGGAAGGGAAAGAGACUAUGGAAGAAAGUAAAAUAUCAGCUUAUUGAAUACCAUUCAUUGCCUAUGUUCUUAAGGGACAAUGAGUUCAUUCUGGGUUACUACCGAUCAGAAUGGCCAUUGAAGCAAGUGUUUCUAAGCAUGUUUUCUAUCCACAAUGAAACUCUUAAUGUCUGGACGCAUUUGAUUGGCUUCUUCCUUUUCCUUUUCCUCACCAUUUACACAGCAACAAGAGCUCCGGAAAUCAUUGAUCUGCAUUACCUGCAACGUUUGCCUGACAUGAUUAGAAGUGCCGAUUUCCACAAAAUUCAUCCAGAACUGUUGAAUUGCCUUCCUUCACUACCCAACCUGUCUGAUUUUAAGACAUCUCUGCCAUCUAUGGAUUUUCUUUCUUCAGUUUCAGGGAAUCUAGUGGAACUUGUCACCAAUUGCUUGCCUGAGCGGUUAUCACAUUCCUACCAAGCCGACAAUUCUGUACCGCAUGGAGUAACAGAUGAUGUGAUGGACAUGGUUGCUCCCCUUAUGGUUCGGCCAAUUACAAGGUGGCCUUUCUUUGCCUUCUUAGGUGGAGCCAUGUUCUGCUUGCUAGCCAGUAGCGCAUGCCACCUCCUUGCUUGCCAUUCGGCACGCCUUUCGUACAUUGUUCUGAGGUGUGACUAUGCAGGCAUCGCUGCACUCAUUGCAACCUCGUUUUACCCUCCCGUCUACUACUCAUUCAUGUGCAACCCCUUCUUUUGCAAUCUCUACUUGGGAUUCAUAACAAUUCUUGGUAUUGCCACCAUUGCUUUUUCCCUCCUGCCAAUGUUUCAAGGACCCAAGUUCCGCAGUACUCGCGCCUCUCUCUUCUUUGGGAUGGGUGUGUCUGGUGUGGUUCCUUUAGUUCAUAAGCUCAUAUUGUUCCGGAAUCGGCCUGAGGUCCUGCAGACUACUUGUUACGAGGUGUUAAUGGGAGUCCUCUAUGGAUUGGGGGCUGUGAUUUAUGCCACAAGGAUACCUGAGCGGUGGAGACCAGGAAAGUUCGACAUUGCCGGCCACAGUCACCAACUGUUUCAUAUAUUGGUUGUGGCAGCAGCUUACACGCAUUAUCAAGCAGGACUCGUCUAUUUAAGAUGGCGGGACUUGCAGGGUUGUUAGAAUUUAGCCUUGGGACCCAAGCAUUAGCAGACGGGGCUCUCCUAGGCUCUCUGUUUGCGCUAUUGUACCUUGUCAUGAAUCAAGGUGUGUACUUAUUUUUUUCCCUUGGCCAUAAUAAAGUUGUAGUGCUGUUGGCCAGAAGGCACGUCCAUGGCUGAUGUAUGUAAUGAAGUUAGAACGAUUUCAUAGCCCCCCACCCACAUGUAUAUGAUGAAAGCUAUGAAACUAUGGUCUGCGAUUUAUGACUACUGUUGGCUUUGGAAGAUUGUUCAUCAGUUGUAAGGUUCACCUAUAAU